Molecule: messenger RNA, 3744 nt
Organism: Perca flavescens (yellow perch)
Lineage: Eukaryota; Metazoa; Chordata; Actinopteri; Perciformes; Percidae
Gene: mis18bp1
Product: MIS18 binding protein 1
Exons: 16
Coding region: 155-3607 (1150 amino acids)
Cellular component (GO): chromosome, centromeric region
Source: RefSeq, a predicted model, not a curated record
AUACUGUGCGGAAGUGACAUACGUGCUUUGGCAGUACGUCACACGUUACUAGCCAAACGCGGCGGUGAUGAGAAAUUUGAAAUUUGCGGGCUAGCAAACUAGCUGUCUGCUAGCAUACUAUGUAUAAUAAUCGUGUUUCUUUUUCCUGAAAACCAUGGCGUCGUAUCAUCAUGUAUUGCAACAGACAAACAGGCGGUUUGAAUCUCCUGCCAAGGUGUUUGCUAAGCUUAAGUCCAAAGUAGAGAGAGGGAUAUGCGCGAAGGAGGGGACUUUUACAAGCGACGAGCCGUUGUGUAACUUUAACGUUACCGAGAAACACGGAGCCGUUUUUAAGUCGCCCAAAAAGGGAACAAAGAGCACCUGGAUGGCCGAACAGCAUAAGGAGAAUCAGAGGUAUGGUUCUUAUUGCAAUCAGGCGCAGGCCUUGACUCUCUCUCCCAUAUCGAGUCCUCAGAAAAACGUCGGGUACUUGUAUUCAGACAUUAGUAGCGAUCAUAUGGAGGAAAUGCCUCCUGGGACAAUAACAGGACAUGAAUGCUCACCAAGAAAGAGGGCUUUCCUUGAGUCAACAGCUGUGUCUUACCCCUCCUCUCGGGACAACAGAAAGCAGAUCCACACAAAACCACCUCAGAUCAGAGACUCGGGUGGUUUUAAGGUGACCAGCAGGACUCCAGUAAAGAUACAGCCAGUAGAACCUGACCAUGCAAGCAGUGAAUUAGAGGAGGGGUGUGCUCCUCUUGACAAACCGAUGUCUCCAGCCAAUAUGUUGUCCCCCACGAGGAAGAGGUUGAAGAGAAAAUGGGAACCUCAGGAGUUUAAUAAAAUCAGCAGCAGUACAAAGGAUGUCAGCAAUGAAUCCAUAAGUCAGCCACAUCAAAGGAGAACCUCCAGUGCUGCCAGUGAGGAUAAAGGCACUUGCAUAGAGAACUUGGCUAAUAUAAGAGGAUUCUCUGCUGACCCGCUGACCAUCGCAAUGAAACGUUGUCAUGUUGCUUUGGAAGACAUUCCUCCGAUGUCUCCAGCCAAGAUGUUUGCUUACAUGAAGGCGAGGGAAAUCAAAACAGAGCAGCACGAAGCUCCUAAAGUCAGCAGCAGCAGCUCGAGGGAUCCUUUUGGGGGUAUUUUUCAUCAGUCCAGAGACACGCCUCCCUUGAAAGCUCACAACAUGGGUGAGAUGGGGGAAAUUGCUUUUAGUAGUGGUCCAGAAAAUGUGAUUCCUGUCAAACGGUCCAGCGUACAGCCUGCUAACUGCCAAGCAGACACAGAUCCUCCUGAGGAUGUCCUGAGCCCUGCUGUGUCGCCACAACCUAUUUUGCUGGAAGACCCGCUUGUGCUCAAUACGCCACGGAUCUCUAUACCAAAGAAACAAGAGGCUGUGUUCAAGCGAAAGAAAUGGCCCCAACGCACAAAAUUCCCAAGUGAAAGUGUAAUUUAUCUCAAAAAGUGGUUCCUGAGGAAGAAUAACCACGGCCUAUUUGUUGAUGGAACCCACCAGGCCGACAACAUACAAUGGCACAGUAACCUCAUUGUGGAAAGGGUUUCCAGUUCUGUGGUGAAGACUGUCUCGGGCGGGGUUUACGUCUUGGUUGGCAAGAUGAACAUGAGGGUUGACUCCGAUUUUCCCAAGUGGCUUUUGAAGAAAUUUGCUAAUGGUUUUCCUCCUGACUGGAAGGCACUUUAUGAGAGGUUUUUGUCAGAGCCAAGAGACGACCCAGCGAGGAACAGCGAGGGGAGCAGUAGCAUAUCGAAGACAAAAUCUGAGAAACCCUCCAUCCAUUCCGUGAAGCAGCACAGGCAAAAGUCUUUGAAGACAUGUAAUUCCUGCCCACCUGCCUUGCCUCGUUCAAAAGUAUCCCGAAGUGGUCGCAUGAUCAAGCCACCUCUGGAGUAUUGGAAAGGAGGGAGAGUUAUUCUGGAUGCACACAUGAAUGUUACCAUCCAUGAAUGUUACGAUACCUCCAUCUGCAUCCCGGUCACUACAACGGUGUCUAUGAGGGCAUCACAGAAACCUGUCAGUGUGUUCCUGCCCUGCAGUGAAGGCCUUCAACAAUGUGAGUCACCCAGGGACGUAGAGGCAUCAGUACCACUGAGGAGGGUCAAGGCUCCAGUCCGCAAAUGCAGCAGAGCCAACGUUGAGCCUGAAGAGAAGCCAUCCUAUUCACCUGAAGCUCCUGUAGAGACACUUAGCAGCCCCGAAGAGUGGUCUGGCAGACCAACAAGGUCCAGCCGAAGGCGUCUAGCUACAGAGCGAAUGUUGUAUUUGGACACUGUCCCUCAAAAGCAAAGUAAACCCUUAAAGUCUUCAACAAGGAGGUCAAAACAACAGACGCAUGACAGCCCUGAAGAGUGGUCUGGCAGACCAACCAGGUCCAGCCGAAGGUGUCCAGCUACAGAGCGAACCUUGUAUGUGGACAAUGUCCCUCAAAAGCAAAGUGAAACUGAAAAGUCUUCAACAAGGAGGUCAAAACAACAGACAUUAAACACCACAGGGACUUCACUGAGAGUCUUGGGCAGCAAACGGGCUGUCCAAGCAUCCACAGAUUCUGUUAAUGAUACAGAAUCGGCAUCAUCGGAUGAGCAGGUCAUUGGGAGAAAGAAGACCGGAAAAGAAGAACAGAGGAGGAGAGGCAUGAGAGUUCUUAACAAGUCACGACCAAGCCACGUGUUUCCAUCAAGUGAUUCAACAAGCGCCACUGAGGAGAGUGAAAAUGAAAUGAGGAGGAGAACCAGAGUAACACACAAAAAAGAUAAACAAAGCAAAUGCACCAAUUCAACAUCACCUAUAAAACCUUUGCCAAAAUUGACACAAUCCAGCAAGAAACCCAAGGCAAACCAAGGCAAUGCACCGAUUCCACAAGAGCAAGAUGCAGACGAGUGGACAGAGGCAGAGCUUAUGAAGCUACAAGAGGCUGUGUCCUAUUAUCCUAAGGACUUGGCAGGUUACUGGGAAAAGGUGGCGAGGGUGGUUGGGACGCGUUCUGCAGAACAGUGCCACUCCCAGUACACAUCGCUGGGAACCUCCCAGACUCCGGCUAAGAGAGCCAAGAAACCCAAAAAGGAAAAGGUGGCGGCACCAAAAGAUCCAGUUACAGAUCAUCCGGUGAUAUCUGCACGAGUGGGAACCUUAAAGAGAAAGCAACAGGUGCGUCAGUUUCUGGAUGCCAUGCCCAGAGAAGAUGUUGAGGAUGUUUUCAACUCUGCGGCCAUGCAGAAUAAGCGCUUUGAGAUGCCCUCCAUAUGUCAGAGUGACCAAGACUUCACAUUAUCAGACAUGGAGCCACUGACCCCCAUGUCAAAAGUUUUCCCUGACGUGAAGACUCCUCAGUGUCUGCAUAUCACUCCUGGCAUGAUGGGUUCUCCAAACAGGAACAAUGAUGACAAGUAUAUCUAUCAACUCCAGAAAAGGAUGAAAAAAAAUCAGUUUAAUGUCUGCAAACAGGCUCCUUCUUCAAAGAGCUUCACACCCACGCCAUCAACUAAACGAACAAUGAGAAGAUGUGGUAACACAGAAAAUGACACCUUUGUCGUUUGGGAGAUGUUCCCAGGAAACGAUGGAGCGCUUUCUGAAAGUGAGGAAGAGGAUUUUUACUUCUCAGACAACGACUGACUGGAGCUCAUGUCUUUUUUAAAAACCAAAAUCAAAAUGUAUUCACAUUAAUUCAAAUCAAUGACAUAUAGAAGAGAUGGGACUUUUUUCUUGUUGAACUCAUCAAAUGUGAACAAUAAAACCUCUUUCACAUGUAA